This is a messenger RNA of Microsporum canis CBS 113480, 1488 nucleotides long. RefSeq names its product zinc/iron transporter protein. Gene Ontology annotation, biological process: zinc ion transmembrane transport. The record is from RefSeq and is a predicted model, not a curated record. The transcript has 7 exons. Gene Ontology annotation, cellular component: plasma membrane. Gene Ontology annotation, molecular function: zinc ion transmembrane transporter activity. Bases 1 to 1488 code for a protein of 495 amino acids. Lineage: Eukaryota; Fungi; Ascomycota; Eurotiomycetes; Onygenales; Arthrodermataceae.
AUGGCUCGCUCUGCUUUGCUCUGUCUUUGUCUUGCGCAAUACUUCGUUCUUAUCUUUGGACAAAGCUACUCAGGCUGCCAUAGACAUGGAAGCGUCGAGUACUGCUAUGGUACUAAUGGAGAAGAAACGCCAGUCGCAACCCAUGCAUCGAUAACUUCUGGACCCAUGACUACCCACACAAGCACUACCGCUACUGCUCAGACUACUGCCAUAACAGGAUGUCAUACUCAUGGCACUCAAACGUUUUGUAUUGCUGGAACGGGUGAUGAGGUGCUUGUGACUGGCACAGCAACAGCCACUGGCCCUCCACCGUCGCAAUUUACGGGCUGCCAUAGCCACGGUCCUGAUACAUUCUGUUUAGGCCCAAAUGGAGAAGAAGUCGGGGUGGUCUCCGAAGGUUCCUCACCGGGUGAAGAACAUGGCCACGAAGAGCAUAGGGAGAAUGGACAUGAAGGCCUGAAUUGCCAUUUCCAUGCGGGUGUAGAGCAUUGUGUCCCAGAAAAUGGAUCUGAGGCUCCGCCAGUUUCUUGCGAGCGAGUUGAUCGAGAAUACAACAUACCUUACCGCAUUGGGUCUCUAUUUGCAAUUUUAUUUACGAGUGCGGUUGCAGUAUUCGGUCCCAUCCUAAUGACUCGUUUCUUUGCAUCGAAGAUGAAUAUCUUUGCAUUCACAAUAAUUAAGCAGCUCGGCACUGGUAUUAUGAUUGCAACCGCCUUCAUACAUCUUCUGACGCAUGCCGAGCUCAUGUUUGGGAAUGAAUGCCUUGGCGUUCUACAAUAUGAAGCUACUGCGGCGUCUAUCUUCAUGGCUGGUUUAUUUAUAACUUUCUUGAUCGAAUAUUUUGGAAAUAGAAUAGCUUCAUCACGGGGGAAAAAACACCCAGAUGUGGAUGAUGUGGAGCCCUCAGCCGCAUCUAGCCAGCAUGGCGCAGAAUUGGGGUCAAAACCAGUUCUGGAUUCGGCGAUUGCCAACCUUGGCCACAAGCAUGGCUGUUCAGACGUCCCAGAUGACAAGCUGAGCGUUUUUCUUAUGGAAGCAGGCAUUGUCUUCCACUCACCCUCAGUCCUUGGUGUUACCUUGGUAGUCUCAGGCGAUUCAGGCUACACACCUCUAUUCAUUGUGAUAAUUUUUCACCAGAUGUUUGAAGGCCUGGCUCUUGGCUCUCGAAUUGCCGAGUUGCCAAAGACCAAAAUUUCUGCCAAAUUCAUCAUGGCCUCUAUCUUUUCCAUCAUCACACCCCUUGGCAUGGCUAUCGGGCUUGGUGUCCUUCAUUCAUUUAACGGUAAUGAUAAAAGUACUAUCAUUGCGAUAGGUACUCUCGAUGCAUUCUCUGCCGGAAUCCUUGCAUGGGCAGCCAUUGUUGAUAUGUGGUCCCACGACUGGAUUCAUGGUGACCUCAAGGAUGCUGGUGUUGCUCGAAUGAUGACUGGCCUAUUAGCACUAGUUACUGGAAUGGUUCUGAUGGGAGUAUUGGGUAAAUGGGCAUGA